AUGAAUCCUCCCAAAAAAGACUAUCAAAGCUCUGGUUUUGGUUCCAGAAGUUUCUCGGAUGUUCUCUCAAUACUCUCCACUGCCGCAAGAGGGUAUGUUCCUGGUACGGUUUGCGACUUUCCAAGCCGUAACCAAAUAGGCGCUAAACCAGAUGACCAGUCUCAAGCACUGGAAAGCUCAGGUAAAGAACUCGGAAAGAAUCAGAAACAAGCAAUAUCUAGUGCUAUUAGAUUUUUUGAUUCAGUUAGAGACUCGGCAAGGGAAAAGCUACGAUCCCUCAAGCGUUUCCAUUUUGGAUCUCGCUCGAGCGCUUUGGACGGCGAGAACACGGAAGAGGUCUUUUCAUGCUAUAGACGCUUCAAGUCUCAAAGCAUUAAUCUGAAUCUUCAUCAGAACAGCUGGAGAUCAAAUUCAUCUUCAGAGGAGAACAACUUUGCAAUCGGUGAAGAAGAGUACUUCACCUGCAAUGAGAAUGAAGUCUAUCCACCAGUUUUGAGGCCAGUCAAGGUAGCAAGUCCACAGAGCGCUUCAAAGUCUCAAGCAGUUCAGGGUUUGGAGAAGAGACUCAAUCCCGUCAAUUGCCUAGACUAUGGGGUUGAUAACAUCAUUACCUUCAUGGAUGACAGCGACAGCGAUCGGUCAAUGUUUCUUGAACUCGAGGACGGAAAAGCACAGAAUAACCACACGUCCUCCCUCAGCCCAAUCUCCGCUGCUGGAACUUUGAAUCCUGGCUCAGCUGUAUCCGACAAAUCAAUCCCGUUCGCUCAAAUGAACCAAAACUUCGAUACUUCUGAGAACCCAGUCGUUGAAGAGCUGUGCUCUAGUAUCAGCCGCUAUGUUCCUGCCUUUAAAGAACAAGGGAAUGACGAAGAUUACGAGGUCUCUAAUAACUACUGUUUUGUUGAACAAUCCGAAAAUUAUCCAACCAGAGACCGCCCAUCUUCGCACGACAUCGACUCUCUCAAGUUCAAGGUGAAUCCAGGGACCAUCAAGUUUGACAAAGAAGCUCAACUAAACAUCUACGAUGCUGAGGCUGCAUUAGUAUCACUGGCACCUAUACAGGACGGCAAAAAGCUCAACUCAGGUCGCUCGAUUCUAAAAACAAAGCAGAACUCCAACAUAGAACAGGAAGCCAUGCAGGUAGAAACCGAGACACGCAUGAAUCUCGAGGAUUUCUUAACUGAGCUUGAAAGGCGCGAGUUACAGAGAGUCGGGGUUGAGCCAUACUUGAGCUCAAUUCGGGAAAUUCAGCUCGAGAACUAUUACAACUACGAAUAG
Molecule: messenger RNA, 1278 nt
Organism: Kuraishia capsulata CBS 1993
Lineage: Eukaryota; Fungi; Ascomycota; Pichiomycetes; Pichiales; Pichiaceae
Exons: 2
Coding region: 1-1278 (425 amino acids)
Source: RefSeq, a predicted model, not a curated record